AGCGUCAGUAAAAAACUAUAAAAAACCAUGCAGAUCUUUGUGAAGACAUUGACUGGCAAGACCAUCACCUUGGAGGUUGAGCCCAGCGACACCAUUGAGAAUGUGAAGGCCAAGAUCCAAGACAAGGAGGGCAUCCCCCCAGACCAGCAGCGUCUGAUCUUCGCCGGCAAGCAGUUGGAGGAUGGACGCACUCUGUCCGACUACAACAUUCAGAAGGAGUCAACACUCCACUUGGUGCUCCGUCUGCGUGGUGGUAUGCAGAUCUUCGUGAAGACCCUGACUGGCAAGACCAUCACCUUGGAGGUUGAGCCCAGCGACACCAUUGAGAAUGUGAAGGCCAAGAUCCAAGACAAGGAGGGCAUCCCCCCAGACCAGCAGCGUUUGAUCUUCGCCGGCAAGCAGUUGGAGGAUGGACGCACUCUGUCCGACUACAACAUUCAGAAGGAGUCUACCCUCCACUUGGUUCUCCGUCUGCGUGGCUGGUAUGCGCAUCUUUCGAGAAGAACCCUGACUGCAAGACCAUCACCUUGAAGAGGUUGACCCAGCGACACCCAAUUGAGAAGUAGGCCAAGAUCCAAGACAAGAGGGCAUCCCCCAGACCACAGGUUGAUCUUCGCGGCAAGCAAAGUUGGAGAUGGACGCACUCUCUCCGACUACAACAAUUCAGAAGGAGUCCUACCCCUCCACAUGGUGCUGACCGUCUCGUGGCGGUAUCAGAUCUUCGUGAGCAGACCUACUGAUCAUGUCAAACCAUCACCUUGGAGUUGAAAGGCCGACACCAUUCGAGAAUGUUGAGGCCAAAUCCAAGACAAAGAGGGGCUACCCCCAGACCAGCAGCGUCUAUCUUCGGCGGCAAGCGUUGGAGAUGGACGCACUCUGUCCGACUACAACAUUCCAGAAGGAUCAACCCUCCACUUGGCUUACCGUCUGCGUGGUGGUCAUGCGAUCUUCGGAAGACCCCUGACGUGCUCUAUUAUGAAUCAACAACUGGAGGUUGAGCCCAGCGAAACAUUGGAAGAAUGUGAAGGCAAGAUCAAGACAAGGAAGGGACAUCCCCCCAACCUACAGCGUCUGAUCUUCGGCCGCAAGCAAGUUGGAUGAUGGACGCACUCUAGUCCCGACUACAACAAUUCGGAAAAGAGCACCGCAUCACGAGUUCGUGGCGCCGCGCGUGUGGUAAUGACACACAAUCACUGUAUCGCGAUUGAAGACGCCUCAACUGGCAAAACCCAUCACCGUUGGACGGUUGAGCCCAGCGACCCAUUAGAGGAUAUGUGAAGAGCAAGAUCCAAAGACUAGGAGGGCAAUCCCCCAAUCAGCCAGCGUCUGAUCUUCGCCGGCAAGCAGUUGGAGGAUGGGCCUCUGUCCGACUACAACAUUCAGAAGGAGUCAACCCUCCACUUGGUGCUCCGUCUGCGUGGCGGUAUGCAGAUCUUCGUGAAGACCCUGACUGGCAAGACCAUCACCUUGGAGGUUGAGCCCAGCGACACCAUUGAGAAUGUGAAGGCCAAGAUCCAAGACAAAGAGGGCAUCCCCCCAGACCAGCAGCGUUUGAUCUUCGCCGGCAAGCAGUUGGAGGAUGGACGCACUCUGUCCGACUACAACAUUCAGAAGGAGUCAACCCUCCACUUGGUGCUCCGUCUGCGUGGUGGUAUGCAGAUCUUCGUGAAGACCCUGACUGGCAAGACCAUCACCUUGGAGGUUGAACCCAGCGACACCAUUGAGAAUGUGAAGGCCAAGAUCCAAGACAAGGAGGGCAUCCCCCCAGACCAGCAGCGUCUGAUCUUCGCCGGCAAGCAGUUGGAGGAUGGACGCACUCUGUCCGACUACAACAUUCAGAAGGAGUCUACCCUACACUUGGUGCUCCGUCUGCGUGGUGGUAUGCAGAUCUUCGUGAAGACCCUGACUGGCAAGACCAUCACCUUGGAGGUUGAGCCCAGCGACACUAUUGAGAAUGUGAAGGCCAAGAUCCAAGACAAGGAGGGCAUCCCCCCAGACCAGCAGCGUCUGAUCUUCGCCGGCAAGCAGUUGGAGGAUGGACGCACUCUGUCCGACUACAACAUUCAGAAGGAGUCUACCCUUCACUUGGUUCUCCGUCUGCGUGGUGGUAUGCAGAUCUUCGUGAAGACCCUGACUGGCAAGACCAUCACCUUGGAGGUUGAGCCCAGCGACACCAUUGAGAAUGUGAAGGCCAAGAUCCAAGACAAGGAGGGCAUCCCCCCAGAUCAGCAGCGUCUGAUCUUCGCCGGCAAGCAGUUGGAGGAUGGACGCACUCUGUCCGACUACAACAUUCAGAAGGAGUCUACCCUCCACUUGGUGCUCCGUCUGCGUGGCGGUAUGCAGAUCUUCGUGAAGACCCUGACUGGCAAGACCAUCACCUUGGAGGUUGAGCCCAGCGACACCAUUGAGAAUGUAAAGGCUAAGAUCCAAGACAAGGAGGGCAUCCCCCCAGACCAGCAGCGUCUGAUCUUCGCCGGCAAGAGUUGGAGGAUGGACGCACUCUGUCCGACUACAACAUUCAGAAGGAGUCUACCCUCCACUUGGUUCUCCGUCUGCGUGGUGGACAUGCUUAAAUUAAAUUCCAAGCAAAUGAUAAAAAUUUGCAAAUAUAAAAGAAUUUAUUUCCACAUUUACAUUUAAAAAAUUAUGCACAAA
Drosophila busckii is the source of this 2655-nucleotide messenger RNA. Its product is annotated as polyubiquitin-C. Gene Ontology annotation, molecular function: protein tag activity; ubiquitin protein ligase binding. Lineage: Eukaryota; Metazoa; Arthropoda; Insecta; Diptera; Drosophilidae. Gene Ontology annotation, cellular component: nucleus; cytoplasm. Gene Ontology annotation, biological process: modification-dependent protein catabolic process; protein ubiquitination. The record is from RefSeq and is a predicted model, not a curated record.